UAUGGUCUUUAUAUUUUAAGUUUUUCGGAUUUAUUUAAUUUUUAAAUUUUUAAAGUCUUAGAUUUCAUGAUUUUUUUUUAAUUUUUUUACAGGUUCCCCAGCCGAUGCUGGGAGAUUGUGAGAAUUGUUUGUUGAUGUCCAGCUCGUGCCAUUCGAUGUGGUCAAAUUCGAUGACCAUAAUCCGUUGCCGUUGUCCAGAGACCGCUUCUAUGAUUUUGGCCGAUUGCGACGUCGUCGUCGGCAUUAAACUAAAACCGGAUCAUCUCGAAAAAGGAAAUUUAACUCCGAUGUGCAGCAAGUACAAAACGCCGAAGGAAAAGGCGGUUUGGCAGAAUACUCCUGCGCGUCAUCCUACCGAGGACGAUCCUGACGCUCAAGAACAAAACGAAGAAACGGGAACGGGAACAGCUGGAUCGUAUACAACUGAUCGAGCCUCAUUUGGACCAGCUAUGGAUAUCACGUUCGACGGAUAGGAAGAAACAAGCCAUGAUCAACGUCCCGCUGGAAACUCUUGGUGGCAAGGAAAAGCUACUGGGAUUUUACAUAAACGGACUUUUCAUGCCCCGACGUGUGUCCCAAUCUGCCUCUGUGAAAUUGGUCUGCUAAAAGUAAGUAGUCUUCAGAUGUGUUCAAGUUUCAUCAAACUAAUCAUCUCUUUCCACAGGUCAGAAUCAAACUAAACUGUGACGCCAAGGAGAAACUUCCCACCUGCCGAUUGUCAAGGCGCCCGCCUUUUGCUCAAGUCUGACCGACCGUAAUUCUUUGAGCUGAAGCUGCGCCCGACGUCCGACCGCGCCGGAUGUACGUCAACUGAUUGGCUCUAAGUGCUGAUCCUAACGGCAGCGGGUAAGAUCCACAAGCUCAAAUUCUUUUGCACAAUCUCUAAUCUCUCUCCCAAUCCAACCAGCUCUGAUGCCUGAUGCACGUUCAUCAUGACCACGAACCACCUGCUUACGCUGCGCAAAUACAUUAGGGACGAAAUUAACCAAGAUUGUAAUCCACAUUACUCCUACAUCUUAGUGUGAAUUAAUUGUAGGUUCAAAAACGAAAAUAAAAGUA
Culex quinquefasciatus (southern house mosquito) is the source of this 1059-nucleotide messenger RNA. RefSeq lists its product as uncharacterized. The coding region runs from base 105 to 473 and encodes 122 amino acids. The record is from RefSeq and is a predicted model, not a curated record. NCBI's taxonomy places the organism in Eukaryota, Metazoa, Arthropoda, Insecta, Diptera, Culicidae. The transcript is spliced from 2 exons.